Messenger RNA from Coniosporium apollinis CBS 100218, 528 nucleotides. RefSeq names its product cytochrome c oxidase subunit IV. The record is from RefSeq and is a predicted model, not a curated record. Gene Ontology annotation, biological process: mitochondrial electron transport, cytochrome c to oxygen. The transcript has 3 exons. The coding region runs from base 1 to 528 and encodes 175 amino acids. NCBI's taxonomy places the organism in Eukaryota, Fungi, Ascomycota, Dothideomycetes.
AUGCUUCGCUCAUCCCUCCUCCGAGCUGCCGGCUCGACCUCGCUCCUCCCGUCCACCGCGGCACGACAAGCUGUCCGCGCACCAGUCGCCUGCUUGCAGCACGCACGCCAGGCGCACGCCAUCUCCAAUCCGACGCUCGCCGAUAUCGAGAAGAGAUGGGAGGCCAUGCCGCCGCAGGAGCAGGCAGAUCUGUGGAUGGCGCUGCGGGAUCGCAUGAAGGUUGACUGGAAGGAAUUGACGCUGCAGGAGAAGAAGGCCGCAUACUGGAUUGCAUUCGGCCCACACGGCCCCCGCGCCCUUCCUCCCCCAGGCGAGAACACGACCGUCUUCAUCUACACAAUGAUCGGUGUCGCCGCAGCUGCUGUCAUCUUUGGCCUUAGCCGAGCGUUUGCCAGACCGCCCCCGAAGACGAUGACCAAGGAGUACCAGCAACAGUCAGGGGAGUACUUGCAAAGCCAAGGAACAGAGCCCAUCACUGGCCACAAGGACAUGUUGGUGCAAAGCAAGCCGGGCAAGAAGGACUCGUAG